Gambusia affinis (western mosquitofish) is the source of this 637-nucleotide messenger RNA. Its product is annotated as histone H2B 1/2-like. NCBI's taxonomy places the organism in Eukaryota, Metazoa, Chordata, Actinopteri, Cyprinodontiformes, Poeciliidae. The transcript has a single exon. Gene Ontology annotation, cellular component: nucleosome. Gene Ontology annotation, molecular function: DNA binding; structural constituent of chromatin; protein heterodimerization activity. Bases 182 to 556 code for a protein of 124 amino acids. The record is from RefSeq and is a predicted model, not a curated record.
UUCUUCAGUUGAAUUUGGCGCAACAUUUGAAACUAAUCAUCUUCCUGUUGAACUGGGCUUCUUGCCGGCUCAGCCAAUCACAGUCAGGGGGCGGGGCUAGAGGACUUCCUUUCGCUCUGUAUAAGAGCAGGUUCCCUCCGCCGCUGCUGCUCAGUCUUUACUGUAAACUCAGAGAGGAAACAUGCCCGAACCCGCCAAGUCUGCGCCCAAGAAGGGCUCCAAGAAAGCGGUCACCAAAACCGCCGGCAAAGGAGGCAAGAAGAAGAGAAGGACCAGGAAGGAGAGCUACGCCAUCUACGUGUACAAGGUGCUGAAGCAGGUCCAUCCCGACACCGGCAUCUCCUCCAAGGCCAUGAGCAUCAUGAACUCGUUCGUCAACGACAUCUUUGAGCGCAUCGCCUCCGAGGCUUCCCGUCUGGCUCACUACAACAAGCGCUCCACCAUCAGCUCCAGGGAGAUCCAGACCGCCGUGCGCCUCCUGCUGCCCGGUGAGCUGGCCAAGCACGCCGUGUCUGAGGGAACCAAGGCGGUCACCAAGUACACCAGCUCCAAGUAAACCAGCUGCCAAUACUGCUGCUGCUCGGACACAACAACACAACGGCUCUUUUAAGAGCCACACACACAACACUGAAGAGCA